Messenger RNA from Wickerhamiella sorbophila, 1461 nucleotides. RefSeq names its product DNA damage-inducible protein 1. Lineage: Eukaryota; Fungi; Ascomycota; Dipodascomycetes; Dipodascales; Trichomonascaceae. The transcript has a single exon. Gene Ontology annotation, molecular function: protein binding; aspartic-type endopeptidase activity. The record is from RefSeq and is a predicted model, not a curated record. Bases 1 to 1461 code for a protein of 486 amino acids. Gene Ontology annotation, biological process: proteolysis.
AUGAACUUGACUAUAUCUUUUGCCAACAGCGAUGUUGUGCUUGCAGUAGAUGUAGAUCCAUCAAUGAGAGUCAACGACUUCAAAGCGUACAUUUUGAACGAGUCUGGGUUCCCCAAUGACGGGGUGAUUCUGUUUUAUCGAGACGAGAGACUAGGAGGAUCCAAAACAUUAGAGAGCUAUGGCAUUCAGGAGGACGAUAUGAUUCUUGCUAGUCAUAUUGAAGGCGCCGGUGAAAGAGCCGCUCAAUCUGCGGUCGAUUCCCAGCAGGUCGAGCAGAUGCGCAAGGCCAUCCUGUACAAUCCAGAUCUGUUUUCGGAAUUUUCAGACAAAAUGCCGGAAUUGGCACAGAACAUUCACGAUCCCCAGAAAUUCCGUGAGGCAAUGGAGUCCACUCAGUCUGCAGAGCUUGCCAAAGUGCUGAAUCCAGAUAGCGAGGAAGGUCAGAUGCGGAUUCUGGAGGAAAUCAACCAAGCCCACGUGCAAAGCAAUCUAAUGCAGGCAAUGGAGGAAAUUCCUGAGGCGUUUGCUCCAGUCACAAUGCUUUAUGCUCCAUUGUAUGUAAACGGUCACCUUGUCAAGGCAUUAGUGGACAGCGGAGCUCAAUCCACGGUCAUGUCUCCAGAAUGCGCAGAGAGAUGUGGAAUUAUGCAUUUGCUAGACAAGCGCAUGAAGGGUGUGGCGGUUGGUGUUGGCAAAGCCACAUCAAUUGGUCGUAUUCAUAUGGCACCAAUCAAGGUCGGCAGCUCGUUUUUCCCCUGCUCCUUCACGGUUCUCGAAGGGUUGCCCACUGAUCUACUGUUUGGGCUCGAUAUGCUGAAGCAUCAUCAAGCAACAAUCCAUUUUGGUCAGAAUAAGUUAUUACUUGGAGAUGAAGAAGUCGAGUUUUUGCCUGAAAGCGAAAUUCCCCAGUUUGCCCACCCAGAAGCAAUCCCCCUCAAAGUUACCGCCCCGCCGCCGGCCAAGCAGUCUUUAAUGCCGCCAGAAAAUCGUGUUCGCAGAUCCAGUAAUCCAUUCACACGAUCCCAGGAAGCACUCAGUACGUCAGGUUUGCAAUCAGGCUCUUCAUCGGGUCCUGCAGCUGGCCUCUCCCCUGGUCCGUUCCCCGGCCCGCUUUCUCCGCAUCCGACUGGCUUCGGGUCUGGCUCUGCAGCAGGCCCUCCGUCUGCACCUCCACCGAGUUCUGUGAACGCUCGCCCAAAUCCCUCCUCUGGUCCGCCCUCUGGUCCGCCCUCUGACCGUCCACCUCCUUUCUCUUCUCUUCUGCCGUCCAAUCCUCCUUCGGACACGCAGUCUACGUUUGCUGCUGGACCUCCGACGGGUCCUCCACCAUCAGGAGGCUUUCCCGAAAGCGAGAUCGCCAAAUUAACCAACCUCGGCUUCAAUCGUAACGAAGCGAUCAACGCUAUGAGACAGGCCAACGGUAACGUCGAAAUGGCUGGUGCUAUUUUAUUUGGAGGUUGA